UUUUCUUUUUCUUGUUUGAAACAAUUGCCAUGACUAGUUCUCUGUUCAUGUUCGGUUCUUGGAUUUAUUUUUCAGUGUUAUUGCAUCGGUUCUUUUUUUUUCUUCUGAUUUUUCUGUUGUGGGUUCGUGCUCCUUCGGUGUAGGAUCGUUGUCAGUCUGUCUGAAGGAGUUCUUUCUUCUCGAGUUUCUUGAGCUCAUGUGAGGAUUCCAGGGUUGCGUAUUUCCGAUUUGCGAGUGAAAGAUAUGGCAUCUUUGCAUUCGCGUUGACGAUUUUAGUGUUUGUGGAGACAACCAGCGUCAGGCCUGUAGUUUGUAGUUCUUCCACUAUGAUGAUGCGGUCCAUGACUCCAUGAGGAUUCUGUGAGUAGUAUGUAAUGUGUUCCGGAGCCUGGUUUUAGGUUGCCAUUUUGGAGUUCGUACUAUCAAUAAGUUCCAGUUUUUGGUGUUAUUGUUCUAAAACUGCUUGAAAGACAGUAAUAUGGUUCCUUGAGAGAUAUCUGUGUGUCUGAUUAUUUUUUUUUUCAUCGCAUCAAAAGGGAAUUCUGAUAUGCAUUCAGAUAUGUUUCUAGUGAUAAUAAUGCCAGAUUAGUUCACCAGUAAUAUCUGACUUAGUUCCUGUCCAAUUAGUAGUGUUCUUUUGUGCAAGUUGGUCCUAGUUUCGUGUAUUAUCAGUGUUGUCGGUUGUCACCAUACUUUGUGAAUGGUCUGAUCUUCUGAUGUGACAUGAGUUGGGAUGGCAAAGUUUGACCAAAGAUUGUUUUGACAAAGCACUAAGCAGUAAGCUGCUUCCAUCUACUACUACUAGUAAUUCCAUAUCUGUGGUUUGCAUAUACAUAUCAAUCUUGCUGUUGACCCAAAUACCCACCACCUAACGCAUGGAGACACAUGCUCACACGUUCAAAGACUUUUGGCAAAUUCUGAAUUGUGUACUUCUUGGCAGGACAGGCAUAGCUGUUAGAGCUUCCAUGAGGUGGAUGCAAUAUCUCAAUUGCUAAGAUCUGCGGCGAAAUGGGGAGGAUGAAAGGGGUUUCUGAGGGCCUGAUCAUUGGAAUAACAGUUGGAGUGGUGAUAGGGGUGCUGCUGGCAGUUGGGAUACUUCUGUGCUUGAGGUAUCGGCGAUCUCAGGCACAGAUAAGGAGUAGUAGCUCAAGGAGGGCAUCGACGAUUCCCAUCCGCGCCAAUGGUGUUAAUGCUUGCACGAUACUCUCGAACUCCACUACGGGGCAGGAAUCGCCAAGGGAGGUUGAAGAUCGCGGAGCAUCUAUGUGGCUGGAAGGGCCUGGUAGGAAGAGUGUGAUAUCAGCUUCUGGGAUACCCAAAUAUGCAUACAAAGAGCUGCAGAAGGCCACCAGCAAUUUCACAACACUAUUGGGUCAAGGAGCCUUUGGUCCUGUUUAUAAAGCUGAUUUGUCAUCUGGUGAAACUCUUGCUGUUAAAGUGCUUGCUAACAAUUCAAAGCAAGGUGAAAAGGAGUUUCAAACUGAGGUUUUACUUCUUGGACGAUUGCACCACAGGAACCUGGUGAAUUUGGUUGGCUAUUGCGCUGAAAAAGGGCAGCAUAUGCUAUUAUAUGCAUUCAUGCCUAAUGGAAGCCUUGCAUCGCACUUAUAUGGUGAAAACAUUGCACAUCUCCGGUGGGAUUUGAGGGUAAACAUAGCUCUGGAUGUUGCUCGGGGCUUGGAGUACCUACAUGAUGGGGCAGUUCCUCCAGUAGUUCACCGUGACAUCAAAUCACCAAACAUUUUGCUGGACCAGUCCAUGCAUGCCAGGGUUGCAGACUUUGGAUUAUCAAGAGAAGAAAUGGUUACUCGAAAUGGAGCCAACAUACGUGGAACUUAUGGAUAUCUUGAUCCAGAGUAUGUGUCCUCACGAUCGUUCACAAAGAAGAGUGAUGUAUACAGCUACGGCGUUUUGCUGUUUGAAAUGAUUGCUGGCAGAAACCCUCAACAAGGUCUAAUGGAAUAUGUAGAGCUUGCUGCAAUCAAUGCUGAUGGCAAAACUGGAUGGGAGGAGAUUGCAGAUUCUCGGUUAGAAGGCGCAUUCGAUGUGGAGGAGCUCAACGACAUGGCUGCUGUGGCCUACAGAUGCGUAAGCCGAGUUUCCCGCAAGCGCCCAGCAAUGAGAGAUGUUGUCCAGGCUCUGAUCCGUGUGGCGAAACACAGCCAGAGCAAGAAGCAUCACAAAAGGAGGCCUCCACCAGGUAGAGCAGACGAUGAAUCUGUCGACUUGGAAGCAUCCGAGGUUCAAUCUUCGCUCUCCGGCCAUCAGAGACAAGAAUCAGUUGGGAGUGUCUCUGAUCUUGCAGAUGUCUGACUGAAAUUGACAACACAACAUUUUCGGCUGUUCUUGUUCUUGGCACUUUCUUCUUUUUUGUCUGUGCAAUUCUUUUGUUUUGUUGAUAUUAAAAAUACUAGGAUCAAGGAUGACACAAUUGGAUAGAGAGAAUGCAGUUUUGAGCAUUAGUGGUGACUGGUAACUGGUGUAUGGAGAGAUGACAAUUUGUAAGUGUGAUGUAUAGACCUGCUUUGUAACCACUCUGAUAAUAGAAGCUGAUUGUUGCCUUAA
Molecule: messenger RNA, 2565 nt
Organism: Oryza sativa Japonica Group (Japanese rice)
Lineage: Eukaryota; Viridiplantae; Streptophyta; Magnoliopsida; Poales; Poaceae
Source: RefSeq, a predicted model, not a curated record